AGUGUCUUUCAGGCCAAGCCGCGCCGAUGAUGGCAGACGAGCCGAGUCGUGGCCCGCGCAGCAGCAUCAGCCUCCUCCAACCGCCCAAGGCGAAGCGAGUGGCCAUGGCCGAGAUGCCAUCGGCAACGGCCGAGCACUCGACGGCCCGCCAGCAAUCUCUCGCCCAGCGCGACGCACUCACGAGGUACUUUAACGCAGCGCGUGCGCUGUACGUCCAAGGCCACGUCGACCAUGUGUGGACAUCGCUGGAGAACCCGUACGGCUUUGCGUCCUUCAACACAUCGGACGCCCUUCGGCAACUCGUGUCGCCGCUUCGGCCUGGCCAUGUCCUUGACGACUGGACGCCGAGCGAGAUCUACCUCUUCGAAGUCGGCAUGCGCCAGUUUGGCAAGCAGUUCCAUCUCAUCCAGCAACUGAUUCCCGAGAAAUGCACGCGGAGUGUCAUUGCGUUCUACUACCUCUGGAAAAAGGCCGGUCUCGCCAAGACCGUGUGGAUGAAGACCGCGCCAACCAAAGACCCGUUCGGGAUGAAGCUCAUGAAGCUCGAGCGUCAAAAGCACGGCAUCGUACCGACAGCAUACGACCUCCUCAGCGACGGCGACGACGACACGGUCCUUGCCGUCAAGCGCCAGUCGUUGCAACAGGCCACCAAGAAGCGCCGGAUCGAUGCGGUCGUCGCGCCGCCGAUCGUCGCCACCGCGAGCGUCGCGCAGAUGCAAGACGUCCGUGGCGUCGUCACCGAGUACUUUGAUGCUGUACGCAGCUUGUACACGCCGGCGCCCAUCGAUACGCGCGCCCUCGAAGCGUCGCUCAAGCAGUGGGGGCUGGACGGGACCACGCUCUUGCGACCGACCAUCGCGCUCCUCUCCAGUCUUCGCCCCGUCCACGUUCUCGACGCAUGGACGCCCAAGGAGCUGAGCAUCUUUGAGAUCGGUCUCGAGCUCUACGGCAAGCAUUUCCAUUAUGUUGCACAGCUCCUGCCGCGCAAGUCGACGUCCGACGUCAUUGCGCUCUACUACAUCUGGAAAGCGGCCAACCCGUGGUACGCCAGCUGGAAGCGCAAGCGGCCACAGCCAUAA
This is a messenger RNA of Saprolegnia parasitica CBS 223.65, 1079 nucleotides long. RefSeq lists its product as hypothetical. Gene Ontology annotation, biological process: negative regulation of transcription by RNA polymerase II. The transcript is spliced from 11 exons. Gene Ontology annotation, cellular component: nucleoplasm. Gene Ontology annotation, molecular function: transcription corepressor activity; histone deacetylase binding. The record is from RefSeq and is a predicted model, not a curated record. The coding region runs from base 27 to 1079 and encodes 350 amino acids. Lineage: Eukaryota; Oomycota; Saprolegniomycetes; Saprolegniales; Saprolegniaceae.